Molecule: messenger RNA, 1012 nt
Organism: Octopus bimaculoides (California two-spot octopus)
Lineage: Eukaryota; Metazoa; Mollusca; Cephalopoda; Octopoda; Octopodidae
Product: EKC/KEOPS complex subunit TPRKB
Biological process (GO): tRNA threonylcarbamoyladenosine modification
Cellular component (GO): EKC/KEOPS complex; nucleus; cytosol
Source: RefSeq, a predicted model, not a curated record
AGUGUCUGCGAAUAAAAUUUCAAAGUAAGCCACAUGGCUGAGACGAAUGUUCCGGCUGUUCCAGCAUCUGAUGCUGGUGAUAUCUCAUCGAAUGUGGUCACUAUCAACAUACAAGGAGGAGGUCAUGUUACAUUUGCACUGUAUAACAACGUUGGUAAUAUGAAAGAAGUACGACAGUCUGUGAUGAACGGAGAAAUUGAAGCUGCGCUCUUAAAGACGUCUAUGAUUCACGACCCAUUCCAAGUCCUCACAGCCGCACACAAGGCUCUUCAUCACAGACGUACUAAGAAGAUGAUUACCAAAAACAUUCAUUCUGAGAUACUGUAUUGCCUGUCUCCUUUGAAAGGGAUUUCUGAUUCCUUCCGUAAGUUUGGUGUUGGUGACAAAGACAAUACAUUAUUCACAGCCAUCGUUGAUGAUGUCAACCACACUGUCCUGACACAGAUGAACACAAAGAUCAAAGGGGACUUAGUCUCGGUCUCCUUGCUUCCUCAAUUCUCUGAUGAAACAGAAAUAAAGAAGAUGUACAAAGUUACGGCUGACGAAUUAAACAUUGGUAACCUUGUCGAUGCUGUUGUCUCUAGAAUUGCUGUUAAAGAAAUCAUUGCAGUCUGACAAUUUGCUAAUGGUAAGAGGGAACAACAUUGGACUUUUGAAUCUGUGUUUGUUAUUGUUCAUAUUACAUAUUACAUACAAAGCCUUCAGUGUUGUUGUGGUUUUGAGUUCUGAUCAAGUCCAUCUAUGAUAAAGACAUUUCAGCAUAAUGUUAACAUAAUCUGAUAUGUCCUUGCCUUAUUUAUGACGAUAGGGUAUGAUCUGAAUUGUUUAGCUACUAUUUCUAGCAGGUCAAGCAACUAUGUAAGCGCUUUCCCCUUUGGCUCAAGAACUUCAAAGGUUGAUCCUUCAUGCAGAUGUAGCUAAACACUUAAAAUGCAAACAUCAAUAUUGCUCAACCUCCACCCUCAACAGCUGCUGGGUUUAAUUAACAAUAAAUAUUUUAGAAUAAUUAUCA